CUAAACUUCCAAGCAGAGCCUGCAUGUGAGGAUCAACGUGUUUAAGUGGACUCUGUUUAAACUUUCGGGAUGUUUCACCUCAGACUCAUCUCCUGUUAGCCGAGAAUGCUAAAGGAAGUUAGCUUGUUAGCAGGAAGUAGCCGGAGCCGGAGCUCGGCCUCACAGUCGGAGCAGCUUCCAUAGAGACCAAACUGUAUUUUUCACGGAGCCCAAAUGUCCAAAUGUCCAGAUAGAGCUGUCUGAAUAGACUCUGUGCUGUUCCCUUUAUCUGAACAUGUUUAACAUCUGAAUUAUCUCCCGCUGUCCUACGAAGCUAAUGCAGUUAGCUUAGCUUGCUAGCUGGAAACAGUCUGGAGGAAAAGCUGCUGUGAAUCAGUAAAAAUGUCUAAAGUGGAGAACGAGGAGGAACUUUGUGGACAACGCAAACUACUGGACGCUGUUUUCAAGCCUGAAGUCCGGUUACACAGAGCAGAUGUCCAGCUGCUGGUGAGUAAAGAACAGGUUCCCCCUGAGCAGCAGGAGAGGAGCCUCAGUCUGGACCAGGAGGACCCACCAGAGCUCCCACAAAUUAAAAAGGAGUGGCGCCUCAGUCUGGACCAGGAGGACCCACCAGAGCUCCCACAAAUUAAAAAGGAGUGGAGCCUCAGUCUGGAUCAGGAGGACCCACCAGAGCCUCCACACAUUAAAAAGGAAAAGGAGGGAGAGCAGCUUCGAGGGCUGGAGGAGGCUGAUAUCACCAAGUUCCUAUUCACUCCUGUCCCUGUGAAGAGUGAAGAAGACAAUGAAGAGAAACCUCAGUCCUCACAACUUCAUCAAAGUGUAACUGAACAGAUGGAAACACAAGCUGAUGGAGCGGACUGUGGAGGACCAGAACCAGCCAGGAACUUGGAUUCAGAUAGACAUUUACAACCUGAGACUGAUGACACGUCCCACUCUGAACCUGAAACUGAUGACAGUUGUGAUUGGGAGGAGACCAGGGAACCUCAGUCAGGUUCAAACCCUCUGCGAAACAAUGAAGUACCUGUAAGUGAUCAGGAAUGUAAUACUGGAAAAACACCAAGUAGCUCUUCGGAAUGUGCUACAAGCUCUGGCCACAAAGAACAUCUGCAGGAACACAACGAACUCCGAACAGCAGAGAAACCAUUUAGAUGUUUAGAUUGUGGUAAAAGAUACUCGGGGAGGAAGUCCUUAAGGAAUCAUAUGAGACUUCAUUUAGAAGGAAAACGUUUCAGCUGCUCAGUUUGUACAAAAACCUUUCAAUCAAGCAGUGAGGUUGUGAUGCACAUGAGAAUCCACACAGGGGAGAAACCAUACAGUUGUUCCAUAUGCAGUAAGAGCUACUUCAGGAAUAAGUCAUUAAGGGAACAUAUGAGACUUCAUUCAGAACAAGGUUUCAGCUGCUCAGUUUGUAAAAGAAUUUUCAGUGACAGAAGCUCUUUGUCUAGACACACAGUAAUUCACACAGGGGAAAAACCCUUCAGUUGUUCACUUUGUGGUAAAGGGUUCUCACGAGGCCAAACACUGACCCAACACUUAAGAGUACACACAGGAGAAAAACCUUUCCCAUGCUCAGUUUGUAAAAAAAGUUUCAGUCACAGGACUACUUUGUCCUCACACAUGAGAAUUCACACAGGGGAGAAACCAUACAGUUGUUCUGUUUGUGAUAAAAGAUUCACUCAGCACACUCAAAUGAAAAAUCACAGGUGUGCUGGUGAGAGCAGUGGAAGUAAAUGAAGCUGCAGAAAUUUGUGUUGAGCUGGUUCCCUCCAGCAGGAUUGAAGUACUGAAGGCAAGACUUGGCUCAACACUGAUCAGUUCAGAACUGUGAGACAGACGUAGUAGUGCUUUACAGCAGUCUGGGACUGUUCUGUUUGAUAUUACAUGUAUUCAUUGAAUUAAAGUAUGUUUUACAAUUAGAA
Molecule: messenger RNA, 1919 nt
Organism: Micropterus salmoides (largemouth bass)
Lineage: Eukaryota; Metazoa; Chordata; Actinopteri; Centrarchiformes; Centrarchidae
Product: zinc finger protein OZF-like
Exons: 3
Coding region: 382-1734 (450 amino acids)
Biological process (GO): regulation of transcription by RNA polymerase II
Cellular component (GO): nucleus
Molecular function (GO): DNA-binding transcription factor activity, RNA polymerase II-specific; RNA polymerase II transcription regulatory region sequence-specific DNA binding
Source: RefSeq, a predicted model, not a curated record